Glycine soja is the source of this 964-nucleotide messenger RNA. Its product is annotated as VQ motif-containing protein 31-like. The record is from RefSeq and is a predicted model, not a curated record. Bases 217 to 777 code for a protein of 186 amino acids. The transcript has 3 exons. NCBI's taxonomy places the organism in Eukaryota, Viridiplantae, Streptophyta, Magnoliopsida, Fabales, Fabaceae.
GGUGAAUUGGGCAGAUAACAUUCCAAACAAAUGGUUCUAUUCAGACGGUGGUGGUUAUUGGUUGCUAGGUGGCUGUUAUCUAAAAAAGUAACUAGGAGGAAAGUGAUACGGUACAUUGCCCUUUACAACAGGUAGUUGAUGUGGCAAAGCUAACGGUAGGACUGCUUUAUGAGGUGAUAUGCUAAGUGAUUGUAAAUCUGAUUGUCAAAUGUAGUGAUGAGAAUGGAGAAGCCACCAAUCUAUGGUGCAGCAUCAGAUUGCAAACCACUAACCACCUUUGUUCAGACAAACUCAGAUGCAUUCAGGGAAGUAGUACAACGUUUAACAGGUCCCUCGGAAGCAAGUGCAGCAAAAGAAGGAGAUGCAAAAAAGGUUGCAACUAUGAAAAGGACAACCUCAAAACUCCAUGAGAGAAGGAAAUACAUGAAGCCAAAAGUUGAGAUUGUUAAACCCACUUUUAAUUAUAAAACAGGUGCAUGUUUGUCACCCUCUAAGUCAAGAAGUUCUAGCUUUCCUCCAAGCCCUGGAUCAGGGAGUUCAAGCCUUCUUCCAAGCCCCACCACCCCUUCAACAUUGUUCUCUCUGUUGAAAAUUUUGGAAGAUGAAAAGAAACAAGAGUCAGUGAUGCCUGAAGUGAACAAAGAAGAAGAAGAGAAAGCUAUCAAAGAGAGGAGAUUUUAUUUGCAUCCAUCUCCAAGGGCUAAACCAGGCUACACUGAGCCAGAAUUGCUUAAUUUGUUUCCUCUGGCAUCUCCUAAUGCAAGUGAGAAAGUAUAAUUUUGACCAUCUGUGACAUGAUACUCUUUUAUGUUCAGCAUGAUUAAUCAUAUACCAACGUAUGGGAGGCAAGUACUUCGAGUAAGUGAAAAUAUGUAAUGUAUGCCUCCUAUUUAUUUAUUUAUUUAUUUAUUACCAAUUUGUAACACAUGCUAUUUUAAGGAGAGUUACUUUAGUUCUAUCUUCA